CACCAAGACACUCUCACUCUCUCACUUGCGUUGUCGCUUCUCACCGUCCCCCUCGUCGCGACUCGAGAUAGUGCGACGACGCUGACAUCAACAACACCCCGCCACUACACGGCGUCUUCACCAUGUCCAACCUGGCCACCCGCCGGCUCAUGAAGGAGCUCAGCGACAUCAAGCUCAACGGCACGCCGAUGGGCAUCGAGCUCCUCUCGGCCGAGAACAUGGAGGAGUGGUUCUUUGGCAUCUCGGUGCUCGGCGACGAGACGGUGUACAAGGGGGAAAAGUUCGCACUGAGGAUCAAGUUUGGAGACAGAUAUCCCAUAGAGUAUCCAGAGGUCACGUUCGUCGCAAACGACAAGUACAAGCCGCCAGUCCACCCGCACAUUUACACCAACGGGCAUGUGUGCGCGUCCAUCCUUGGUCCUGAGUGGUCGCCUGUCCUCAACGCCGUCUCCGUCUGCAUCACGAUGCAGUCGAUGCUGGCGUCGUGCAAGAAGAAGGAGCUGCCAAAGGGCAACGACAGCUACGUCGCGAGAGCCCCAGUCAACCCCAAGCAGACCCGCUGGGUGUACCACGAUGAUACGGUGUAGUUGCCAGCGAGGCUGUGCUAGACCUAGAGCGCCAGCUCCCAACGGAUCGGCGUGCUCGCGUGCUCAUUCGAACCAGCGCGAGCAACAGAAGUACGCCACACAUCAUCCGCCAUCCGCCAUCUCCCCCCACCCCCAUGACAUUCACGCGUUCUGUAUACCCCACCCCAGUUUUGUACCACCCCCCAUGGCCGUCACUCGCACCCUCCGGCCCCGGCCCCAUUGUAGCACCAUGUGCGCAUGAAAUCAUUAUGCCAUUA
Vanrija pseudolonga is the source of this 844-nucleotide messenger RNA. It is a transcript of the gene ube2w, whose product is annotated as putative ubiquitin-conjugating enzyme E2 W. The transcript is spliced from 9 exons. The record is from RefSeq and is a predicted model, not a curated record. Bases 123 to 587 code for a protein of 154 amino acids. Lineage: Eukaryota; Fungi; Basidiomycota; Tremellomycetes; Trichosporonales; Trichosporonaceae.